AUGACUCCGGGGGAAGUCCUCGUGCACAAUUUGCAAGAAGUUGACAGCCCAACGGCCAUCAUGGAGAAUUCGAAGCAUGAAUUGCCAGGAAUAGUUCCCAGAAGCAACCCCCUGAGUGCUGGACGCCGUAUGGCUUCACUUGCUAACGACCCCGUUGAAUUGGCAAAAGUCGUGGAAGCCCUUCGUCUUUCUGCCUACGUAGAUAGCGCAAGUUUCGUCAUAUUGGUUUAUGAUUACAUGCUCACGUUUGAGGACGAGCGUACAUUGAUAUGGAAUUCCGACUGGUCACUCACGAAACUACUAUUCCUUUUGACACGAUAUUUGCCCUUUAUGGACCUAUCUAUAUCUACGACGCGUCACUUUAAACAUGACAUGUCGCCUGAAGCAUGUUUACUCAACUACAAAAUAGGAGGCUCAUUCGUCGACUUUGGCAUUUUCAUUGCAGAACUCAUCCUGGUCCUUCGAACAUGGGCAAUAUGGGAGAAGAAGCGGAUCAUUACCAUCGCUCUCCUUGUAUGGACCGCUAUCAAUCUUGUUUUGGAUUUUGUAUUCGUCGAACUGUAUUUGGAUUCUGUCAAAUUCACUCCUGUGCCAAAAGGAAUAACUGGGUGUUUGACUACUUCGGGCAAUCCUCUUCUGGUUGGAGCGUGGGCUGUCCUCAUGGUGUAUGAAGCGGGUAUCCUGGGCCUAAUGAUUCUAAAGGGCACACAAAUGUACAAAGAAUAUGUACACAGAGAACUACGAAGUUCGGCUCUGUAUAAGGCAAUCUUUCGGGACGGGGCAAUUUUUUAUGUCUAUAUUUUCGCGUUGUCCGUGGCAAACGUGAUUAUCAUUUCCAGACUUCCACGCGAGCUAGCAGCUCUACUCACAAGCUUCGAACGAGUCAUUCAUGCAGUCUUAACGGAGAGACUGCUUAUUGCACUCAGAAGAGCAAUUCGAGAGCCACAUGAUCAAUCUUACAACCUUGAAACGAUACGAUUUGACAAGAGUCCGAAGGGUAUUGUCGAUACAGAAACCGGGGCGGGGACCAGCACCGUUAUGUCAUCUAAUCUUGGGCAGUGGUCUUAUUCGGACCCAUCUACUUCUAUUACUUGUGCAGAGAGUGCUUUAAGGAGCUGA
Molecule: messenger RNA, 1119 nt
Organism: Fomitiporia mediterranea MF3/22
Lineage: Eukaryota; Fungi; Basidiomycota; Agaricomycetes; Hymenochaetales; Hymenochaetaceae
Exons: 15
Coding region: 1-1119 (372 amino acids)
Source: RefSeq, a predicted model, not a curated record